Molecule: messenger RNA, 318 nt
Organism: Fraxinus pennsylvanica
Lineage: Eukaryota; Viridiplantae; Streptophyta; Magnoliopsida; Lamiales; Oleaceae
Source: the annotation of a GenBank genome assembly
AUGUAUUCAAUGGAAUCGUAUCUUUGCCCUACAAUGGAAGCUUCGAGGUAUAUGGUUGGGGCAGAGGGCAGCAUGGGAGGCUUGGAUUUGGAGAUGAUAAGAGCAGCAAAAUGGUUCCUCGAAAGGGUACAACUUCCAGCUGGGGAAGACAUUGUGCAGGCUCUGAGAUAUGAUAGUGUGUCUUGUCGGGGCACUCACUCUGUUGCAUUAACAAAGGACGGUCGGAUGUAUUCAUUUGGGCAUGGAGACCAUGGGCGUCUUGGAUAUGGCCGUAAGCUUACGACUGGUCUUCCAGCAGAAGUGCCCAUAAACAGUUAG